AUGGGAUCAUCUGCCUUUCCGAAAAACACGAUAAAGAAUAGUGUUUUCGCUCUUUUUCUCACAUUUUGUUUUGGCUUACGCUACGCUAGUGUUUUAUCUUCUGUUCAAGGGAUUGGGAGGCAUCGAAGUCAGAGAAGAAGCUAUAGUCCUCAUCGUCGUAGCCAUAUUCAAACACAUGCAAGAAAGAGGUACGUCAAUGAACCUCGUGAUCACCACCGAUCCCAUCGUCACCGAUUCCCACUUCUUUUUGAUUUUCUCAUUCGCAAUCUCCCUAUCGAUGCUAGCUCGAAAGAUCUUAAGGUUUCCUUUGAAUGGUAUGGUUCGAUGAAGGAUGUUUAUCUGCCGAAAGAAAAAUUAUUACUCAGGUUUCGGUAUGGUGAAGAUGCAGCUGAAGCAAAAGAUAAUCAUCGUUCUCCCAAGUGAUCUAGAAAUGUUUCACGGUCUCUUUCUCUGCGUUCUCCAUAUGGUGACUAGGAAUACAGAACCAAGCAGAGGUCCCCAAGUCCUAGGGAGAAUGGUCAGUGUCCACAUGAUUAUAAAGAUAAUGUGCACAACAUGUUAAAGAGUCCAAGGCGUGUCAAUUGUAAACCUUC
Hibiscus syriacus is the source of this 593-nucleotide messenger RNA. Its product is annotated as serine/arginine-rich SC35-like splicing factor SCL28. NCBI's taxonomy places the organism in Eukaryota, Viridiplantae, Streptophyta, Magnoliopsida, Malvales, Malvaceae. The transcript is spliced from 3 exons. The coding region runs from base 1 to 423 and encodes 140 amino acids. The record is from RefSeq and is a predicted model, not a curated record. Gene Ontology annotation, molecular function: nucleic acid binding.